Molecule: messenger RNA, 294 nt
Organism: Ambispora gerdemannii
Lineage: Eukaryota; Fungi; Glomeromycota; Glomeromycetes; Archaeosporales; Ambisporaceae
Source: the annotation of a GenBank genome assembly
AUGUCAACCGGUAUGGUGAGUUUGGAUGAUAUUAUAGAGGAUGUAAUCAAGAAUAUUAAAAGUGUGUUCCAAAGCGAAGUUAAAUCUGAAAAUCAGCAAGAAGCUUAUAUAAUUGGGCUUAAAUUAACAUUGGACAGAUUAGCACAAGAGUCAGAGCUUGCGCAAAAAGAAGACUCGGACCCUGAAGGUGAACAUAGUUCACCGCCGGAAUCAGAAAUGGAAAAUGAUGAAAUAUCUGGAAUUAUCAAUAAUAUAAGUCAACCGAAUUGUGAAAUCCGAGCAUUCAUUGAAUAA